Messenger RNA from Peniophora sp. CBMAI 1063, 867 nucleotides. The record is from the annotation of a GenBank genome assembly. NCBI's taxonomy places the organism in Eukaryota, Fungi, Basidiomycota, Agaricomycetes, Russulales, Peniophoraceae.
AUGAAUACGUCUCCUGCGACAUCGUUCGGCUCCGGCGAUACCUUCCUACACGCAAAUCUACUGCUCGACAGCGUGAGCGUUGACAUCUUCGCGAAGGUGAAGCAGGAAGUCGAGUGGUGCGUCAUGCACCAUCGCGGCGGGGAGGUCCCUAGACUUGUUGCAGUACAAGGAAACGUAGCGGAAGAUGGCAGUUAUCCUGUCUAUCGCCAUCCCUCCGACGAGUCUCCUGCCUUAUUACCCUUCUCUCCAACUGUGCAACUCAUCCGAGAACAUGUUGAACGCGCGGUCCAGCAUCCGGUCAACCACGUUCUCAUCCAACUCUACCGCGGAGGCACCGAUUACAUCUCAGAGCAUUCGGACAAGACCGUCGACAUCGCUCCCAACACGUACAUCGUCAACGUGAGCCUUGGCGCUGAACGAGUCAUGACACUGCGCACGAAGAAGGACGCCCUUGAAGACGGCGCGGAACGUCAAAAGCAGCGAAUACCUCUACCGCACAACUCGUUGCUCGCUUUCGGACUCGAGACGAAUCGUCGGUGGCUGCAUGCGGUCAAUGCAGACAAGCGCCCCUUGAGUCUCAAAUCAUCCACAGAGCUUGCAGAGGACGGCGAGCGCAUCAGCUUGACAUUCCGGAGCAUACACACUUUCAUGUCCGCGGACCACAAACUGAUCUGGGGAGAGGGGGCGCGAGGGAAGGGGCGUGAAGAUGCACGGCCGGUUGUACGCGGUGGACCAGAGGCAGAUGCUCUGCUAGCGGCUUUUGGCAAGGAGAACCAUAGCAGCAGUUUCGAUUGGGGUGAGGUAUAUGGCCAAGGUUUUGACGUCCUGCACUUCCGUUCGCUAAACUCGGAGGCACGACUACCUUGA